CAUCUUUGUUGAUGUGUCAGCGCGCCGGGCCGGGGCGGCCGCCGGGGGAGCGGGGCAGUGCCGUGCUGUGCCCGCCAUGGCUGCGCUGCCGCCGCUCCUGCCGCCCGAGUAGCGACCGGAUAUCUGAAGGAAGAUUAUGGAGGAAUAUUUACCAGAAAUGCAGAACACACUGGAGCCUGGCAGUCUGUCAAAUGAUGCCUCUUUCAAGCCCACAGAKAAUGAGAAGUCUGAUACAGCAUCUGGAAUGAAGGACUGCUCAAACAUCGGUUGCCCUGGAGGUGAUGGUGGUGUGUUGGRAAGGGAAGCGACUUUGUUGCCCUCGGAUCAGGAUUCAGCAGCUGUUGGUGUAAGCAGCAAUGGGGCCCCAGCACAAGGACAGCAGCAGUGUGGAGGGGCAGACUCCUCUGCCAGUGCCUGCUGUGAAAGAAAGGCAGAAGGCUCCCCGAAACCAGAACACUUACCUAGUGAAGAACUUGAACGACACAAUCCAAAAACUAACCAGCCAGAACAAUCAUUAAUGGAAAUAUUACAGGAUCUAAGGGAGGAAUCUGACUUUGUGAAAAAAUCRAGUGAUAAAAUCUAUUCAGAAAGCCCUUACGAUACAGACUGCACAAAGAAGCUUAUUUCCACAAUACAUCAGGCUUCCUCACAGGAGGAUUUGCUGAAGGAAAUAGAGACUGAACUCCUAUCCACAGAUUUUUCAAAGGAACCAAAGCUCCCCAAUGGYGUGCAGAAGGGUGAACAUGCCUUGGCUAUGUUUGAAAAAUGUGUGCAAGAUAAAUACCUGCAGCAAGAACAAACUAUUACAAAAUUGAUUAAAGAAAAUAAAAAGCAUCAGGAGCUGAUUUUGGAUAUUUGCUCAGAAAAGGACAACUUAAAAGAUGAAUUGAAAAAACGAACAGAAACAGAAAAACAGCACCUUGGCAUUAUUAAACAGCUGGAAGCAAGAAUAGAAGAGCUUAAUAAAGAACUGAAAGCUAGCAAAGACAGACUUGUAACUCAAGAUGCAGCAGCCAAAAAUACUAUUCAGCAGYUGCAUAAGGAGAUGGCCUUUCGAAUGGAACAGGCAAACAAGAAAUGUGAGGAAGCUCGCCAUGAGAAGGAGACAAUGGUGAUGAAAUACGUCCGAGGGGAGAAGGAGUCACUUGACCUCCGAAAAGAAAAGGAAGUCCUUGAGAGAAAAGUGAGAGAUGCAAACAAAGAAAUAGAAAAGCUUGCAAAUAAAAUCAAACAACUUUCUCAGGAAAAAGGAAGAUUGCACCAGCUCUAUGAAGCUAAGGAUGGUGAAGCCACUCGACUCAACAGAGAAAUAGAAAAAUUGAAGGAAGAAAUCAAUUCUAAUGUUAUCAAAGUAAARUGGGCUCAGAACAAAUUGAAAACAGAAAUGGAUUUGCACAAGGAAACCAAAGAACGUCUCAAAGAUGCAAUGACAAAAUUAACUGAAGCAAAAGAAGAAGGAGAUCAGAUUAGGAAAAACUGUCAAGAAAUGAUAAAAUCCUAUCARGAGUCAGAAGAAAUUAAAUCAAAUGAAUUGGAUGCAAAAUUCCGAGUAACCAAAGGAGAACUGGAGAAGCAAAUUCAGGAGAAGUCUGAUCACCUGGAGGUGCAUCAUGCAAAAAUAAAAGAAUUGGAAGACUUGAAGAGAACAUUUAAGGAAAGCAUGGAUGAGCUUCGAACGCUGAGAACAAAGGUAAAGUGCUUAGAGGAUGAGCGUUUAAGAACAGAAGAUGAGUUAUCCAAGUACAAAGAAAUAAUAAAUAGACAGAAAACGGAAAUUCAGAAUUUGCUGGACAGAGUCAAAACUGUAGAUCAGCUGCAGGAUCAACAUCAGAGAGAUGAACAAGAAAUCAAUGCUUUAAAGGAAGAAGUGGAUGGUUUAAAUUCUCUGAUUGCYGAUCUUCAGAAGGACAUUGAAGGUAGUCGGAAAAGAGAAUCUGAGCUUUUGAUAUUCACUGAAAAAUUGACCAGUAAGAAUGCACAGCUUCAGUCUGAAAACAAUUCCUUACAGAGCCAGUUGGAUAAGCUUUCUUACAGUGAAAGAGAGCUGCAGAAUCAGCUGGAGUGUGUUCAACAGGCUAAAGAUGAUCUGGCCACAAAGUUACAGAAGGAGGAGGAUCAGCGAAAGUCAGAGGUAGAGACCCUGCAGACUCAGCUGGCCUCAGAGCAGGAAGAAUUAUCAGCACUGAAGACUCGUGUGGAUGAGCUGAAGGAUGACCUGGCUACUCAGAAGCGCAAACAUGCAGCAAACCUGAAAGACCUCACAAAACAACUUCAGCUAGCACGGAGGAAAUUGGAUCAGAUGGAAAAUGGUAAUUAUGACAAAGAAGUCAGCAGCAUGGGGAGCCGUUCCAGUUCAUCAGGGUCCCUUAAUGCGCGCAGCAGCAACGAGGACCGGUCUCCUGAGAACACUGGCUCUGCAGUGGCUGUGGACAGCUUCCCUGAGGUGGACAAGGCUGUCCUGGUUGAAAGAAUACUGAGGCUACAGAAGGCACAUGCUCGAAAAAAUGAAAAGAUGGAGUUCAUGGAAGAUCACAUUAAACAGCUGGUGGAGGAAAUCAGGAAAAAAACAAAAAUUAUUCAGAGUUACAUUUUGCGGGAAGAAGCUGGAACACUGUCAUCAGAGGCCUCUGACUUCAACAAAGUACACUUGAGUAGGCGUGGUGGGAUUAUGGCAUCUCUGUAUACAUCUCACCCUGCAGACAGUGGGCUCACGUUGGAACUCUCCUUAGAGAUAAACAGGAAGCUUCAGGCUGUGUUAGAAGAUACAUUACUGAAAAAUAUUACAUUGAAAGAAAACCUGCAAACUCUAGGAACAGAAAUAGAACGGCUUAUUAAACACAAGCAUGAACUGGAACAGAGAAUAAAGCAGACAUAACUAAARCUUCUGGGGACUAACCAGCGUGAAGAUGCAGAAAAGGCAGGUGCUACAGACCACUGUGUUUUACAUUCUGCCUGCCAGCACAAGCAUCUGGGGUUUUGCAGAAGAAGCCUUUGACCACACAGGCUCACUCAUGUGAGAGAUCAGCAGAGUGUGGUUCUGUCUGUCCAGUACCAGCCUGAGGCACUGCUGAAAUUUGCUGCACACUACAUUUAUCUCGAACUUCUAUUUGAAAUGACACACAGAUGCUUUGCMGUGCAGACUAUGUUUGGAGUGAGUUGCUGUGAGAUUUUAAUUUCUGCACUGUAUAAUUAAUCAGUCUCUUAAUGAUGGAGCUUGAAAAAAUAAAGCCAAUUAUGUCUUAGUCGCUAUUGAACAUAUCCGGUGUUACUGAGCUUUAAGGGCUUUCAGACGUUUAUUUCCUUUCUUGCAUAUUAUUUCUGAUCUUUGGGUUGAUUCAGCAUUUUUGACAUAUGCAUGGAAUAAUGCUCUGUCACAAAAUUUUGGUUUUUAAAUGGUGGCCAUGAUAUUGCAUAUUUUCUGCUUUAGAUUAACAUUCAACUGGUCAGUUUGUUUAUUCUGGAGGAGUGAAGCAACAGUAAAACCAAGGGAUUAGGARGUGUUCUGAUUCAGUUCUUGAGUUCAUGUAAUUGAAACCAAUGUCAGUUCAGCAAGUCUUGGAAACCCUUGAUCUUUAGACAUGUGGAUCUAAAGAAGUCUGAUAUGAAAGUUAGUUAAUAAAGUUCUCUGGGCUUUAGCAUAACUAACAGCAUUUAAGAAGUAAGAGUUUUAGCUGCCCAUUGCAUGUACAGGUAGACAUGGUCAUUGCAUCUGUUUUCAAAGACAAAUGGAAACUAACWAAAUUUCCUCAUUAGCUGUGGCUAGACCAGCAAGUGAAAAUAAUGGUAAGAAAUGAGAACUAUAUCUAAAUGGGAUUUUAAUCUGUUGUUGGACUGUGAAAGUGGCMCAGAAAUCUGUGUAACUCCUUGAUUUUACUGUUGUGAAGAAUUAGGUCAAAGUGGCACAAACUGAGAACUGUUAYUUAGUCUUCAGUGGCUGAGAGGGUGAUGGAGGAAGAAAAUCAAGGUGACAAGAUUUGGGUUAGUCACAACAUCAUGUUCAUAUUUUAGUUCCAGGAUAAGUAACAUACAGGAUCUGAAAUAUCUUUAUUCCAGCAGUAAAUGCAUAGUUUCUGUAUCUAUCACCUUUUGACCAAAAUAAAUUUAUCAGAUCACAGUGUAAAUAYAUACUUCAGGUUUUUAUUAAAUACUUGAACUUCGUAUUGUCAUGAAAGAAGAGUCAAUAUACAUUUACARUAGCGAUGCUUUAGCUACUUUAAUCAAAAAGGGGCAUGUGGGGGGAGAAUCUGUCUUACUGCAGGCACUGCUUGCAUCAUACACAAAACAAGGGACCUGAAUCUGGCAGCACAGAGGAGGAUAAUUUAUCAGACAUCUGGGUGACUUAGGGGUGUGAGCUCCACUUUUAGAUACCACUGAGUUACCUGAGCUUUGUAAUGAAACAAAUUGAGCAGUAGAACSUAAUUUGGUUUGAAUGGUUUGAUUCAAGACAGAUUUCCUUGUUAGUUCAAAGAUAGACAUUUCUGAAAGUCCUUGGGGGAUCAAGACCUGGUCUGUGGUCCAGAGACCUUCAAGAAUCUGGGAUGGCAGGUCCCUUCAGUGACAAAGAAUUAAGUAUUUCUUUAGAAAGGGAGAGUGRGAAUAAAUUGUUUCAAAUCUAAGCGAGCAUUAUAUAGAAGCKGCAAGCCUUUAAUCUGGGUGGGUUUUUAUACGUCUAUUUUUUUAAUUCCYGAGAGCAAUGGUUAUCUGAAAUGUUCAGAAAUUUGGGCCAGUCCAGUCAUGGGACUAUCUCUUCUUUGCUGUUGUUUAAGUGAUGUGAAGAGUGGCUCUGCUGAAACACAUUUGUCACAGCUUCCAGGAAGCAAACAGACAGUUGUACAUGACUGAGCUUAGAACUUCUGCUGAAAGUAUUUUAGAACAAUUUGCAUGCUGAAACAUAGCUUAGCUCUUGUAUAUUUGGGUUUUCAUGCUUCAGUGUACCAGAUCUCUGGAUGUUUUCAGGCAUUCAGCUGAAGGACUCCAGUAUUUUAGAUACCAUGUUAAUACUGUAAUCUUUUAAUAUAUAUUYUCCGGGUGUACAGUGUGAAUGAAGGAGAUGUGUUGUGCAGAUGGAAUCAGUGCAAUGGCUUUGUGGAAAUUCACUUUUCUUUUUGGCAUGGUCGUUUCUCCUUUUUAAGUUGAGAAACUUAGCUGUCCUCCUGCCCUGCUGGAAAUGCUGCUUGCUCUUUGUAGCACUAAUAACUUCUCAGACUUUUUUUUCUCCCUUGGUUAUGGAGACACACAAAGCAGCCAAAAUACCACGUUGUUUAUUAUGCACGGURUUUUCAUGGACCAAAGUUGUCACACACAGGUGUUAUUUUAAACAUAUCUGUUAGAGAUGGAAAUGUCAUUCUGGCUUGCACAUUGGCAGGUGACUCUGGUCAGCCCAGGGUGUGAUGAGYACCUGAUGGGAUCAGCCAGCAACUUGGCGUAAGGAUGUUCCUCAUUUUUGAGAGGCAGUGAUGGAUGCACCAUAAAAUGUUGCUGGUCCUGUUUCCAUGGGGCAGCUUGUCAGGACUGUGAUGCUGUUGGUGCAGUAACAGAACACCUUCUGUGGAAAGGUGUUUCUGUGGGGUGGYUCACACAGGUGAGCACCAGCUGGUGCAGGGUGGCUGCAAGGCAUGUGUAGAAAUCUCAUCCCACUUAUCAUUGUUUUGGAAACUAUAUUAUGAACCUGAAACUGUAUUAUGAAACUGAAAACUGUCCUCAGAUAAACUUGAGUUUUAGAGAUAAACUGGUAAAUUAAUAAAUCGCUCACGAAAGYAGCCUGGAGGAUUUCGGUACAUGCCUGUCACUGAAAUUCAGUGUCCAUUAGAUAUGUAAUUGCCACAGGCUGCUUUUGAAAAUUCCAAGCUUGUGGCUGGUUAUGUCUUACAAGCUUAAACAUCUGUUUCUUAAAUACUCAGGGUGCUCUGUUAAUUCAAACAUCGCACAUACAGAUGUUGUUAGAGGCCCUACAGCAAAGCUGCCUAUGCUUUUCCACCCUCUGUAGAAUCCAGCACUGUCAUUGUCUAAAGCCAGACCCUGUGACUUGAAGAAUACCAUUUUAUGCUAUAGAAAUUACUGGCUUGCUGCCACAUAGACUUGUGCAAUAUUUUUAAUUAUAGUCCAGAAAACUGGAGGUUGAUUUCUUCCUUGGAUAUUUUCUCAUYAUCUUCACUUGUUGCUGGCAACACCCAUAGUAUCUCUCUUGAAAUAUUUUUCAUUGCAAUGUUUUGGUUCAUAAUUUAAAAAAAAUAAACGAAGGUGUGUCUGGCUUCUAGUGCAUCAAGUGUAAAGCUGAGUGUCCACAUGCUGCAGAGACCUGGAUCUAGGGAGGGGUUUAGAGAGCAAGGGCCUUCCCCCUUCCUGUGCCAGGCACUGUGAAUGUGAAUACCAGCAGCAGGUGGCACAAGGAAUCAGGUGYACCCUGUCUCACUUGCCCAGGGACAGAUGGCUGUGUUACAGAGGGAGCUGGGUGGUAAUAAGAGCUUUUCCAAGAUGGAUGGGUGUUUCCUUCCCAUUUUCGUGUUCUAACUCAAACUAUGUUGAUUCUUCCAAUCUAUGUAUGUACGUCAUCUGAAUAUACACAGAAUGUCUAUUGAUUUAAUUUUGUAGAUACUUGUUUAUGUAUAAAGUUUUCAAAGGUAUUGCUGUACCUUAUGUAUAUACUGUACUUUGAAAUAAUAAACAU
This is a messenger RNA of Malurus melanocephalus (red-backed fairy wren), 6667 nucleotides long. It is a transcript of the gene CCDC186, whose product is annotated as coiled-coil domain containing 186. Gene Ontology annotation, cellular component: trans-Golgi network. Gene Ontology annotation, molecular function: small GTPase binding. The record is from RefSeq and is a predicted model, not a curated record. NCBI's taxonomy places the organism in Eukaryota, Metazoa, Chordata, Aves, Passeriformes, Maluridae. Gene Ontology annotation, biological process: vesicle cytoskeletal trafficking. The transcript has 16 exons. Bases 137 to 2875 code for a protein of 912 amino acids.